Ceratotherium simum simum (southern white rhinoceros) is the source of this 1407-nucleotide messenger RNA. Lineage: Eukaryota; Metazoa; Chordata; Mammalia; Perissodactyla; Rhinocerotidae. The record is from RefSeq and is a predicted model, not a curated record.
AGGAGCCCAGUGCCCACCGAGGCAGCCAUGGGGCUGCUGACCGGGGAGACACUGGGGCCCUUGGCCGUGGCCCUGGCCAUCUUCCUGCUCCUGGUGGACCUGAUGCACCGACGCCAACGCUGGGCCCCACGCUACCCACCAGGCCCCAUGCCCCUGCCUGGGCUGGGCAACCAGCUGCAGCUGGACUUCCACGACUUGCUUUCCUGCUUUACUCGGCUGCGGAGCCGCUUCGGGCACGUGUUCAGCCUGCAGCUGGCCCGGACGCCUGUGGUCAUAAUCAACGGGCUGGCGGCCAUGCGCGAGGCGCUGGUGGAUCAGAGCGAAGACACCGCCGACCGCCCACCUGUGCCUGUUUUUGAGCACCUGGACUUCGGACCCCACGCGCAAGGACGCCCCUUUAGCCCCAACGCCCUGCUGAACAAAGCGGUGGGCAACGUGAUCGCCUCCCUCACCUUUGGGCGCCGCUUCGAGUACAACGACCGGCGCUUCCUCAAGCUAUUGGACCUCGCAAAUGAACAACUGAAGGAAAAUUCUGGCUUUCUGCCCCAGGUGCUGCAUGCCAUACCAGUGCUCGUGCACAUCCCGGGGCUGGUCGACAAGGCUUUUGCUGCCCAGAGGGCCUUCAUGGCCCUGGUGGAUGAGCUGGUUGCUGAGAACAGGAUGACCCGGGACCCGGCCCAGCCUCCCAGAGACCUGACUGAUGCCUUCCUGGAUGAGGUGGAGAAGGCCAAGGGGAACCCCGAGAGCAGCUUCAAUGAUGAGAACCUGCGCCUGGUGGUGACUGAUCUGUUCUUUGCCGGGAUUGUGACCACCUCGACCACGCUGGCCUGGGCCCUCCUGCUCAUGAUCCUGCACCCGGAUGUGCAGCGCCGUGUCCAACAGGAGAUCGAUGAGGUGAUAGGGCAGGCACGGCGACCAGAGAUGGGGGACCAGGCUCACAUGCCCUUCACCAUGGCCGUGGUCCAUGAGGUGCAGCGCUUUGGGGACAUCAUCCCACUGGGCUUGCCCCACAUGACAUCCCGCGACAUUGAAGUGCAGGGCUUCCGCAUCCCCAAGGGGACAUGGCUUUUCACCAACCUGUCAUCAGUGCUGAAGGACGAGACCGUCUGGAAGAAGCCCUUCCGCUUCCACCCUGAGCACUUCCUGGACGCCCAGGGCCGCUUCGUCAAGCAGGAGGCCUUCAUGCCCUUCUCAGCAGGCCGCCGCUCGUGCCUUGGGGAGCCCCUGGCCCGCAUGGAGCUCUUCCUCUUCUUCACCUGCCUCCUGCAGCGCUUCAGCUUCUCGGUGCCCGCUGGGCAGCCCCGCCCCAGCGACCACGGUGUAUAUGGUGGACUGGUGACCCCAUCCCCCUACCUGCUCUGUGCUGUGCCCCGCUAGAGGGGUCACCAAGUCCCUAACCCGCUCCUG